CUACGGAGCAUAGCGGCACGCACCAGUUACAACCGUUCGUGAUUGCUGACUGCGGUGCGAAACUCUAUCAGAGGCCUCUCGGGCAGACAGUAGGCGGCCCUCCACUAUGGCUUCGGUACAGGUGUCCGACGGCACCGGCGCGUCCAGUAACACUGGCAAUAAUAACAAUAAUUACAACACGUCCAGCUCUUCCUACGCCAAUGUACUGUUAAACAUGAAGGAACAGGGCAAGGAGGCCUCGCAGCAGCAGCAAGCCGACAGCAACAAAGAAAACAUCGGGGGCGGCGAGUCAGUGAAAAUCGGUGGUAAAAGUAAACCGGCAACCGGUAUAUCGGCUACUGCGAUCAAGGAUUCCACCACCAUGUUCAGCACAUCAACAGCGCCGACGACGUCGGCCGGUGGAAGUGACGGCACCAAAGAGACGCACAAGGCUCCCGAAGCCCAAAGUUGGGCCGACGACCUUGAGGAUGAUGCCAACUUUGUUCCAGUCGUGUCCCAUCACAAACGUGAUCGCAAAGCCAAAGCUGCCGCAGCAGCAGCGGCCGCUGCUGCUGCGGCUGGCCACAGCGGAGGGGCCUGUAGAUCGUCGAUCGUAGACAAAUCAUCCAGCAGUGUCGCCGCUGGUGGUAAUGGGAGAGGUAGUUCAUAUAAGAAGGAUAACAAACGUAAAUCUAGUGACCGAAGUCGUGCUCAUGCGAACACGCUAGACCAAGCGGGCAAGGACGAAAAGGUGGCAGUGGAAGGAGCGGAGAGUGGUGUUAGUAAACAACAGCACGCCGCAACCAACAGUGGGGCCAUUUCCGCGGCAUCGGGCACUCCGUCGGACGAUGAAGAGCGCACCAAGGAGGAGUCGAAAAAGUUUGUGGAGGCGCCACUACCCAAGGUGAAUGCGUGGAAGGUAACGCCAACUGUGGAGCCAGCACCUAUUCUGUUGAGUGAAACACGGCCACAUGCUAAGUCAAACCCAUCGAACACCAAACCAUCAGCAGCUAUGUCCGUGGUGAGCGGUGCUGCUGCAGUCACUGUCAACACAUCUACAGCUUCAUACGCUUCGAUUCCGGACGGCGAGAAAUCUGGUGGUGCCACGGUUGGCACCGAAAAAAGCAAGCAACAGGGCGGCAAGUCUCAUGGAAAUGGUAACAACAAAACUGUAUCAAUCGAUCCAAACACCAAGUCGGUGGCUGUAUCGGUACCAACCGGUGGUGGCCGUUCUGAUAAAAAACGCUCCAAUGCGAAGUCAACGAAUUUCACGGCCAACAGUGGAGAAUGGCCAUCGCUGGGCGAGAGAAGGGCGGUCAACGAGGGGUCGAAAAAACCAAACGAAUCGACGGUACAACAACAGUUGCCGAUGCAAGCUACCGGAACACGUGAUCAUAAUCUUAGUGCGAAAGCGGGUGGAAAUGGAGACAAACCCACCGAAGUGGCUUUGGGUUCUCAGUCACCAAAACAGCAAAGCAACAGUGCCGCUGUGGAGCUUUGUGGCAGUGCGACGACUUCCCCGAGAGCUGAGGACCAUUCAAGCUCGCAAAACAUACUACUUACAGAAGAAAACAAUUCUCGCGCCACGGCUCCUGCAGCCAACAGUGGUGCUGAGACCGAUGCAACCAAGAAGGCACCCUUGUAUGUGGUGCCGCAAAUGGUGGAAUCGAAAUCAAAGACUGCAAAUAAUGCGGCAUUGUCGUGCGGUAGUGCUCCUGCUCCUGCUGCUGGUAGUGAUAAUCCAGCCACAGGCAAUGUGUUCAAGUCAAAUGGCGGUGGAGUUUCCGAUUUGAGUGGUAUUUCCCACCCACCGGCCCAACAUAGUCGUCCACCACACAGUGCUCGUGGAGUGUUAGCGACCGGCACAGGGGAGGAACUAAACGGUAGUACGGCGGGAGCACAAACAAACCGUAAAGGUCCCAAACCGAAAUGGGUACCGCUGGAAAUUGAGUUGCCAAAAUCGCGCGUCAGACGAGAGCGACCGCCCAGGCAUCGUUUUGAAGAGAAUGGGUCGACCAGUUGGCGCCAAGAGGCUCCAGCGCACUCUCAUCAGCAACCGCAGCCUCAGCAGCAGCACCAACAACAGCAGCAGCAGCAGCAGCUUCCGAUGCGUGGUGCAGCGGCUCUGGCGAACCGUGUCAAUAACCGGAUAAGAUCGUCACGCGGUGGUGGCCCUCCGCCGACUUAUCGUGGACGAGGCAGCGGGCGAAUUUCACGUGGUGGCGCAAUCGGUGGAUAUCGACGGGGUGUUCCGGUGCGUUCCGGUGGCGGUAUGGGUGGUCGAUCGUUGGGUGAACGCGUCUUAUCGGUGGCUGGAGCGGGUGGCGGCGGUGUGGCUGUCGUUGUUGGUGCCGAAAAUGGUACCGGACUGGAGGUUGGAUUUCAGGAUUUCGGUACGAUGAACACCAAAAUCGGAUCCGACCAAGCAGCGUUUAUCAUGCCUUACCUGAGCACCUUCUACUACAAUGGUUCGCCGUUGAUCGGAAUGGACCAGCUGAGUAUCAAGGAGUGUAUAAAGACCCAGAUAGAAUAUUACUUCAGCGAAGAUAAUCUGAAUCGAGAUUUCUACCUAAGGCGAAAGAUGGACAGCGAAGGGUUUCUUCCGGUGACUCUGAUCGCCUCAUUCCACCGGAUACAGGCACUGACGGCCGAUAUCAGUAUCAUUAUCGAAGCCAUCAAAGAAUCGGAUAAGUUGGAGCUUGUGGAGGACUAUAAAGUGCGCACAAGCACCGAACCGACCAAGUGGCCUAUCGAUCCAGCGAUCACACUCGUGAAUGGUGGUUUCGGAUUCAAUGCCACAAAACAUCCACUAGACCAUCAGCACCAAGAGACACUGCCGCCAGCACAGCCGCAGGAUGCAAACGAAACACAUCCGGUUAAGCAGCAGCAGCAGCAAGCCCAGCAACCGAAAGGUUCAACGCAGGCAGCACAGGCGGAUACUAGUGAACCUACGACGGAUACCGUUCCCCGUUUGCAGGUGGUAUCAAAAAUUCUGUCAAGCAUCCCGCCGCCUCCAUUGCCGCGCAAUAUACGCAAUCCCAUCUCCAAGCCUGUGAAAGCAGUUCCGCUAAUGAUCCCAACCGUAAACGUGGCACCAAUGGUACAACCGUGCUCGGUGAAAGAGGUGGCCACAAAGCUAGCAAAAACACCCAUUGUUGUUACGUCUGUUGUCGGUAGCGGUGAGGAAAAUCUGAACCCCUACGUUCCGGAGUUUGUUCCGGCGUCGGCAAGUGCAGCAAACGCGACGUCAUUGGCAAAAAAUAAGGAGCGUUCGGGAAACGCCAAAAAGAGCGGUGAGCAACCGGCCGUGAAGAAGGGCGCCGAUAAAGCGGCAGGAAAAACGGUUGAAUCGAAAGGAGGAAAGCAGCAGAGCGCCAGCGGUGGCGGCGACAGUAGUAACCCCAAGCCUAGUGGUGGCAAUAGCGGGGCUUUUGCGGGCGAAUCUGGGGCGGCUAGUACUGCCGAAAACACUGAAGAAGGCGAUAAAGACCAGCAGCAGCAGCCGCAUGAGGCAGCUUUGUGGAAGGAGGUUAAGAGACGAUCGCGAUCGGCACAACCACAUCAACAGCAGCACCAAUCGCAGCAACCGCAGACUAAACAUAGCAGCGGUUCUGUCAGCAGUGACUUACCCGGCGGUGAAAGUGACCGGCAGCCAAAGAAGGGCGGAGCACAAGGUGGGGCAUCGGUGGUCGCGGUGGCCGGAGCAGCUCAAGCAGAUCCGGCCGGCGGCAACGUUGCGGUGACCGCUGGCACCGGGGAAACUCAAUUGGGAGUCACGGCGCCGUCCUCCGAGGAGCGAGAAGAAUUAGACUUCCAGUUCGACGAAGAACUAGAUAUACCACGGGGCUGUGGUGGACGCGUUAAUCAUUUUACCGACAAUUGGUCCGAUGACGAGGACGAGUCGGAUUACGAGAUACCGGAUACCGAAAUCAAUAAGCUGCUCAUCGUGACACAGGUUACGUCCCAUCGUGCACCGAAGCACGAUGGAUACGAUCGUACCGGUGACUUCACGACUCGCACCAAAAUCACCCAAGAUCUCGAGCGUAUCAUUAACGACGGACUGCACAACUACGAGGAGGAUCUGUUGACGACCGACACGGGACGACGUGGAGGUGUUAGCGGGCACCGCGCUUACCGUUCGGUCAAUCUGAUAACGCAGGAAGAGUUCGACAAGAUCGUACCGAAGCUGACGGCAAAGGCGGGUAGCCAGGGGCAGCAGGAGAUGGCGGUAUCGCCGCCACCAACACCUCAGGACGUGCCACCGGUACCGGCAGGAGCGGGGCUUGUUACGCCGCCGCCACCGCCUCCGGCACCACCAUCAACCUUCGUGGACACGGAUCAUCGGCCGCUGGAGUCGGGGCUGUUGUCGUUAGAUGUGAGUGACCUGAACGCGAGUACGGCUUCGGCCAGCAACCGGCAUAAGGCGCGAUUUUUCGCCGUCAACAAGGAUGACUUUGUGGAUCCGAUAACUCCGCGCAAGCGCAAGACUCGCCACCUGAACAAUCCACCCGUCGAAAGCCACGUCGGCUGGGUGCUGGACGCCGUAGAGCACCGACCGCGCACGACUAGCAUCGGCAGCUCGGCCGGCACCAGUCCGACGGCCUCGAGCUACGGGUCUUUGCCGCACAGUUUGCCCGUCUUCCAGCAUCCGUCGCACGCGCUGCUGAAGGAGAACGGAUUCACGCAGCAAGUGUACCACAAGUACCACAGCCGGUGCCUGAAGGAGCGCAAGCGCAUGGGCCCCGGCCAGUCGCAAGAGAUGAACACACUGUUUCGCUUCUGGUCGUUCUUUUUGCGAGAAAACUUCAACAAAAACAUGUACAACGAGUUUCGCCAGCUGGCCAUCGACGACGCAUCGGACGGCUUCCGGUACGGGUUGGAGUGUCUGUUUCGGUUCUACUCGUACGGGUUGGAGAAAAAGUUCCGCCCACAGUUGUACGAAGACUUUCAGCAAGAAACGAUGGUUGACUAUGAAAAUGGACAACUGUAUGGCUUGGAGAAGUUCUGGGCAUUUCAAAAGUACUACAAAAAUGCUGCCAAACUGACGAUCGACUCCAAGCUGAAGGAGUUUUUGGCCAAGUUCAAGUCCAUCGAAGACUUCCGCGUGCUGGAACCCCAAAUCAACGAAAUGCUUGAGGGCGUGGGCAAUCUUAAAUCACGUCCCGCCAAACGCCGACCACGCAGCGUUUCCGAGAGUGAAGGUGUUGCGGUGGUGGUGGGCUCGGCGCCAGGUCCAUCGUACGCGAGUGGUAGUGGCUCUUCGACGGUGCCAGGUACCGGUAUCCGUCGCAUAGCAGUGGCGGGCCCAUCGGGGUACAACAACCCUGUCAAUGCUAACUACGGAAACCGCAAACGAUGCGAUUCAACGGGGAACAAAACGGUAGAAGUUUCUAACCGAUUGCGCACUAGAGCGGGUUCGUUCGGUGACACGACUCAGGUGCCGCGACGUCGGAGUGGUUCGGCCGGCAAUCGGAUUGUUCGGGCACACACCAACACCGGCUCCAGCCAACGUUCACUGGUGGCCAGUGGUGGCAACGUUGGGACACACACUGCCGGUGGCAGCAGCAGCACCAGCGGCGCAGGAGGUACUCACAGUAAACACCAACUUCACUACUCAGCAGCUGCUGGUGGCAGUAAGCUGAAACCGACGGUAUCCUACAAAACGGCAGUUCAAAGCAACCAUAGCAACCCAUCAGCAGCAGUAGCAGGAAAUAGUGGUCAAAGUCCCGCCAACCAACCCAGUGACAGUAAUGUGAAAGAUCGUGGCCCCAGUAAGAGUGCACCGGGGGAACAGAAACAAUCCACAUCCAGUUUAAAAUAGCACCGGUGACAGGAAGCAUGCUAAGGAUAUUAAACCUCUACGUGUCGUCAAGGUAAAGUGCUGCUUUGCUGUUUCGAUGUCGUAAAGGCGCAGAUAGAAGCUGAUCAACGUGAAAUCUUAUAAAGAAACCCUUUCGAUACGAAGCAGAAAAGCCGAAUUUAGCAAAUGCAAACGUGCUGUUGCGGUACACAGAUGAUGAUUUACCCCCCGUCACUUUAAACAUGGUCGUUUCUGUUUGCACAUUAUCAAAGGUGGCCACACCGACCAUGCCGACGAUAACUAGCGACAACAUAAAGAAAGGCGUAAGCACGCAAUCACUUACUUCUGUAUCAUUUUUUUUUUUAUUGUUUAAUAUGAUGUUUCUAACUUAUAACGGCAAAAUAGCGACACGGCAUACGCAAAAAAGCAAAAUGGCCGAAUGUGAUGCCUCAGUGUUGUUGCUAAGCUUCGGAAACAAUUCGACACCGCAUUCGCAAAUGGAUCACCCGUUGUAUAGCUUUCCAAAUGCCUACUGGACGUUGGGCACAAGGUGCGGUGUGUGAAUGAUCGUAAAGGCAUUAGGAUUCAGCAAAACUAAUGGCUCCACACAAUGUUCGCGUGGCGUGUUAAUGUGCUCUUGAAAACAAACGUUUUCUUUGGUUUAUUUUUGAUGUUCUGCUCACUGCCUUCACGUGUAAACAUUAUUUGUGAAAUGUAAACAACAAAACAACUAAUUGAUUCCUAGUGUGUGGCGCCAGAUGACCUGCAACCGCGGAAACCUGACUAAUGCGACCACUACGGAAUACAGACGCCUAGAACGUUGCACGGCGGAAAGCGCUAGCGUUCCUUCUGCUGGCCUCUGUGCGUGAUUGUCCCGUUACGCGGCACACAGACAGUUUUCUGUUACAAGCUAAUUGAUUUGUUUCAUUCAGGAUUUUUUUGUCGUUGUAAGCUUAAUUUUAUAUCUUUAUUCUUUUUUGUGGGAUUAUUGAAUUUAAUGUUCGAUAAACGAAGUUACUAGACGCAUAAGGAACGACACACUACUAAGCGAGGAAUACGCACCCUCUUAGGGUAUAAGCGCAAAAUAAUACUAGAAUAAUAUAAAAAAAAAUUACAAAAAAAGUGUAAAAACAUAAAUGAUGCAAAGAUGAUAAAUUUACGCGAAACAAAAAAAUAUGUCGAAAAAAUCGUUGCUAGCCGCGCAGAAGUUAGAAAUGAUCGAGAGAGAGAAAGAGCGUCAGGUUAUAAACGAAAUAAUUGCAGCACCGCAAUUAAUCAAACCUAUACACAUGGAACUUUUGUAAAUACUAUCCUUUAUAUCAACCAGUUUACAUAAAAAUAAUCUGUAAGACGAUUUCCGGGCGAGUUUCAAUGUUUCUGAAUUUCUUUGUC
Anopheles bellator is the source of this 7171-nucleotide messenger RNA. RefSeq names its product la-related protein 1 (gene larp). Bases 107 to 5800 code for a protein of 1897 amino acids. The record is from RefSeq and is a predicted model, not a curated record. Gene Ontology annotation, biological process: positive regulation of translation; mRNA stabilization. The transcript has 9 exons. Gene Ontology annotation, molecular function: RNA cap binding. Gene Ontology annotation, cellular component: cytoplasmic stress granule; cytosol. NCBI's taxonomy places the organism in Eukaryota, Metazoa, Arthropoda, Insecta, Diptera, Culicidae.